UUGGCUUCUGUCUACACCUGUUCACAUUGGUAUCAAUGGCCAGAAUUCUCUUGACUUCAAAGAGAGAACAACCUGGCCCUAAAUAAAAAUAAAUACAUGACAAAUAGGUUUACCAAAGAGCAGUUAGAUCUCAGCGUCCUCUAUACCUAUAAGCAUAAACGUGAUGCACAAUGGAAUCAACCAGGUAAGUAAGUUGCUCUGCUUUGUGUUUUACACAGUACUGAAUAUGCUGCCUGCCUUUAAUACAACUUAAGUGGGGCAGGGCCACUCACCCCGUUUGUGUUUUGACUCUGCACUCGGAGCUCUUCACUGAUGUCACAUAAACCACAUAUGUCUGAACAAAACUCCAGGGCUUGUGCUUGAGCUCUUGCGUCUUUGCUUCCUGAUUUCUCUCUCCGAAAGCGGAAGGUUAAACAAGGACAACAUGAUCUGUAACAGGGCAUCACUCCUGCCUUAUCAGAUAUACAUGCUUUAAAUCUGAGUUGCUUUCACUCCGAAUUAAAAGAGAUCCUUAAAACAAGCCAGGUUAUGAAAAGGUAGCGGCAUUUGAUAGGCACCUGGUGUUUUGUGUUGCAAGGUCAUUUACUAACCAAACUCUAGGGUCGCCCCCCUGAUGCUGACGGGGCACGGCUGAUUCAAUUCACUUAUGUCUAGUCCGAGGGGGGUGCAGCCCUCAUGGCGCGGCCUGCCAGGUUCCAACGAAAUCUGUGAAUUUUGCUAAACACCUCGUCACAAGGACACAAAAGAGGAAAGGAAGUGGGGGACACAGAAGAGGAAACUGUUCCCACUAGGAGCAACAUCUGAAAGGUAGAGGCCUCGGGGUGGAGAGCAGCAGGUGAUUCAAGGCAAAGGAAAUGAGAGGGCAGGGGGUGCUGUACACCCACAUAAAUCAAAGCCUUGAUCCAAAUGGCCUCAUCUGAUACAUGCCCCCUGCAGCCUGCAUCUGUUUUAGGAUGAAGGGCCCUGGUAGGAUUUGAACCCAGGACCUUAAGCCAUUAAGUCCUUUCCCCUCUAAGCUACUAGGAACCCACAAAAGACAGCCUAUGAGGCCCUAACGCGCGGUCCCACUGCUGCCUGGGCACUGCUAAAGAGCACAUGAGCCCCCGGGGCAGGGGGUCGGAAACGAGCUGAUCCCUUGGGAAGAGUUUUGACAGCUCGCGGAACGGUCCCUUUAAGGCCGUGCCCCACUCAAACAUGGCAGCCACGCGGCCGAACGCGCCCUCCACCAACAUGGUGGCACUCGCAGGCCACGGUCCGGUAUAAAGAUGGCAGGUCCCGUUACUCUUCCCGUCCUCACACCCCCGUUAGGGAAAGCCGGCGGCGGCCAUGUUGGGAAGGAUGAGGUCACUUCCGGGGCGGGGCAGCACGAGUGGUGCAGUGAGGGGCAAACAAAAGGAGCUGGGGCCGGAGCCGAGUGGGUGCUGCCAGAGGGUCUUUUCCUGGAUCUCAGCUCCCCUUUCUAAGCGCUUCCCCUUCUGCACUGAAACUGAUCCACCACACACCCUUUAUAGAAAGGGAAACUGUUCCCAUGGCGUGUGGGGAAUGCAGCGUUUCAGCACGUGGUCAAGAUCUGGCACGCAAGGAUAUCAGCCCUUUCCAACACAGAGAACUGAAGUGCAGAUAGCAGAACCCAGCUGCGGGGUGAACCAUGAUUCCUGUCACUGAACUGCGCUAUUUUGCUGACACUCAGCCAGCAUACCGCAUCCUGAAGCCAUGGUGGGAUGUCUUCACAGACUAUAUUUCUAUAGUCAUGCUGAUGAUUGCAGUGUUUGGAGGGACGCUUCAGGUCACCCAGGACAAAAUGAUCUGCUUGCCCUGUAAAUGGGUUACCAAAGACUCCUGCAAUGACUCCUUCAGAGGUUGGACAGCUGCAGCCCCAGAAUCCACUUACUAUAAUUCUAGUCUUGUCCAACCUGCAGACACAGGGCCCACAGGAAUAAAAUAUGAUCUGGACCGGCACCAGUAUAACUAUGUGGAUGCGGUGUGUUACGAGAACCGCCUUCAUUGGUUUGCCAAGUAUUUUCCUUAUCUGGUGCUGCUACACACUCUCAUCUUCCUGGCCUGUAGCAACUUCUGGUUCAAGUUUCCACGGACGAGCUCUAAGCUGGAGCAUUUUGUGUCUAUUCUGCUGAAGUGCUUUGACUCUCCUUGGACAACAAGGGCUCUGUCUGAGACGGUGGUAGAGGAGAGUGAUACCAAGCCAGCCUUUGGGAAGAUGAAUGGUUCCAUGGACAAGAAAUCUUCUACAGUCAGUGAGGAUGUGGAAGCCACCGUCCCCAUGCUGCAAAGAACAAAGUCUCGAAUUGAGCAAGGAAUUGUGGAUCGGUCUGAUACGGGCGUCUUGGACAAGAAGGAAGGGGAACAAGCCAAAGCACUGUUCGAGAAAGUGAAAAAGUUCCGCACGCAUGUGGAAGAGGGAGACAUUGUCUAUCGCCUCUACAUGAGACAAACCAUCAUCAAAGUGAUCAAGUUCAUACUGAUCAUCUGCUAUACUGUCUAUUAUGUCAACAACAUCACGUUCAAUGUUGACUGCAAGGUGGACAUUGAGAGCCUGACUGGGUACCGCAUGUAUCGCUGUGCUCAUCCUCUUGCCACUCUCUUUAAAAUCCUAGCCUCUUUCUAUAUCAGCCUGGUGAUCUUCUAUGGUCUGAUUUGCAUGUACACGCUCUGGUGGAUGCUGAGACGAUCCCUCAAGAAAUACUCCUUUGAGUCCAUCCGAGAGGAAAGCAGCUAUAGCGACAUCCCAGAUGUAAAGAAUGACUUUGCUUUCAUGCUGCACCUAAUCGACCAGUAUGACCCACUUUACUCUAAGCGCUUUGCUGUCUUUCUGUCUGAGGUGAGUGAGAACAAAUUGCGGCAGCUGAAUCUCAACAACGAGUGGACCUUGGAGAAGCUGCGCCAGAGGAUCACUAAGAAUUCCCAGGACAAGUUAGAGCUGCAUCUCUUCAUGCUGAGUGGCAUCCCUGAUACUGUCUUUGACCUUAUUGAGCUGGAGGUCCUGAAGCUGGAGCUCAUCCCUGAUGUUACUAUCCCACCAAGCAUCGCUCAGCUCACUAGCCUUAAGGAGCUGUGGCUCUACCACACAGCUGCCAAAAUUGAGGCUCCGGCCCUUGCCUUCUUGAGAGAGAACUUGAAGUCCUUGCACAUUAAGUUCACGGACAUCAAGGAAAUUCCUCUGUGGAUUUAUAGCCUCAAGACCUUGGAAGAGCUCCACCUGACGGGGAACCUGAGUGCAGAGAACAAUCGGUACAUUGUGAUAGAUGGCCUGAGGGAGUUAAAGCGACUUAAGGUGCUGAGGCUGAAGAGCAACCUCACCAAGUUGCCACAGGUGGUGACAGAUGUUGGCGUGCACCUCCAGAAACUUUCCAUCAACAAUGAGGGCACCAAGCUCAUUGUCCUCAACAGCCUUAAGAAGAUGGUCAAUCUGACAGAGCUGGAGCUGAUCCGCUGUGACCUGGAACGUAUUCCCCAUUCCAUCUUCAGUCUCCACAAUCUCCAGGAGAUUGACCUGAAAGAUAAUAACCUUAAGACUAUUGAGGAGAUCAUCAGCUUCCAGCAUCUGCACCGUCUCACUUGCCUUAAACUGUGGUAUAACCACAUUGCCUACAUCCCUGUGCAAAUUGGCAACCUCACCAACCUGGAGCGCCUUUAUCUGAAUCGCAACAAAAUAGAGAAGAUCCCCAACCAGCUCUUUUAUUGCCGAAAGCUGCGAUACUUAGAUCUCAGCCACAAUAACUUAACUUCGAUCCCAGCAGACAUUGGGAUACUGCAGAAUCUGCAGAACCUAGCAGUUACAGCCAACAGGAUUGAGAGUCUCCCACCUGAACUGUUCCAGUGCAAGAAGCUGCGAACCUUGAACCUGGGGAACAAUGUGUUGCAAUCGCUGCCUUCUCGGGUGGGUGAGCUGACAAACUUGUCACAGAUAGAGCUGCGAGGCAACCGUCUGGAGUGCCUGCCAGUGGAGCUGGGAGAGUGUCCUCUGCUGAAGCGCAGUGGGCUUGUGGUAGAGGAGGACCUAUUCAACACCCUACCCCUGGAGGUUAAGGAGCGGCUGUGGAGGGCAGACAAGGAGCAAGCGUGAGCCUUGGAAAGGAAAGGAGGGGGAGACCUCUGACCAAGAAGACCGGAAACAAAAGGCCAUUCCAUUCCAGCCCUUUUCCCAAAAUCCCCCAGCCAAUAUCAUACUAGCCGUGGAGUCCCUGAAUAACUAUCAUGACUCUGAAUGAGGCCACUUGCUGCCUCGGCUGCAGGAUGGGGGAAGUUCAGGAUCCUGGUGAGGACCAAGGCAGAGUGAGCAGCUCCUCUGUAUUGGACAGUGGGGAAAAGAGGUGCUGCUGUUCUGCAGGACAGGAAGUGUGGGUAAUGCUAGUGCUGCCAUGGAGUUGCUCAGAACUGCUGGUGGAACCAACUUCCAAGUCUAAAGGGGAAUUGCUUCUGAAUGGAGGAGAGAAAUUAACUGAUUGCUGGGUUGCCCUCAAUAGGGCACUGACACGCAUGUCAGGAACUGAGGACAUCCAAGUGCUCUACAAUCAAAGGAUAACGGUCCAGGAAGUCUCUUGAACCUCCAGUGCUACUUUGCUGUGACACUUGGUACAGUUCCACACUAACUUGCUGAUUCAAUCAGUUGGGGCUUCAUUAGCGGGGAGGGAAGGGGACAGCUGGCUUUUUUUUUUUUUUUUUAAUUUAGAUGCUGGCAUUAUUUUUGGUAACUUUACCUCAAAGGUCAACUUGGAUUCAGGAUUUUUUUUAUACAUUAUGUUCAUCUUUCACCUAGUUUCCAACGCUGAUGUGAGGCUGCACUGUCUUUCCAGCUCCCAGUCCUUUGUCCUGACAAGUAGAUCACACUGUCUCCUUUCCUAGAUGGUUUUGCAGGAGAUGCUGCUUGGAUUGGCAGUUCCAAAGUGCUAUCCAGAUUGGGUUGUGUAUACUCUGAGUUCUGGUUAUGUGGCAUAAAUGGGACGGCAAGGAUGCAGUUCAGUUCAAUUCAUAAAA
This is a messenger RNA of Alligator sinensis (Chinese alligator), 4992 nucleotides long. It is a transcript of the gene LRRC8A, whose product is annotated as leucine rich repeat containing 8 VRAC subunit A. NCBI's taxonomy places the organism in Eukaryota, Metazoa, Chordata, Crocodylia, Alligatoridae. The record is from RefSeq and is a predicted model, not a curated record. Gene Ontology annotation, molecular function: protein binding. The transcript is spliced from 5 exons. Bases 1649 to 4081 code for a protein of 810 amino acids.